Messenger RNA from Saccharomyces kudriavzevii IFO 1802, 1929 nucleotides. It is a transcript of the gene UTP5, whose product is annotated as Utp5p. Gene Ontology annotation, biological process: maturation of SSU-rRNA from tricistronic rRNA transcript (SSU-rRNA, 5.8S rRNA, LSU-rRNA). The coding region runs from base 1 to 1929 and encodes 642 amino acids. The record is from RefSeq and is a predicted model, not a curated record. NCBI's taxonomy places the organism in Eukaryota, Fungi, Ascomycota, Saccharomycetes, Saccharomycetales, Saccharomycetaceae. Gene Ontology annotation, cellular component: nucleolus. The transcript has a single exon. Gene Ontology annotation, molecular function: protein binding.
AUGGACUCUCCUAUUAUUCAUUCCGCUUACGACCCAUCUGGUCAAUAUUUGUGCUAUGUCACCGUAGCUUUGGACAAGCAGCGUGUUGGUGUACAGCCGACCCAAAGGGCUACUUCGUCCGGGAUUGACAGUGUAUGGAAUGAGAAUUUUCUGUAUUUGGACGACUCAAAAUUGAAAAUAACGUGCUUGAAAUGGGUAACUUUAGCUUCUUCGGACGCGGUAACUAUCAUAUUGGGUAUGAAUAACGGUGAAAUUUGGCUGUAUUCCGUAUUGGCCAACGAGGUCACUUACAAAUUCACUACGGGGAAUGCGUACGAGAUCAAGGAUUUGGAUUUGAUGAGCGAACAGCUGUGGUGUAUUGACUCCAACGACACUUUUUACCAGUACGAUCUUCUGCAAUUCAAACUCUUACAGCAUUUUAAAAUUAACGAAUGUGUUCAAUUGAGUAAAUUAUCCAUUGUUCCUGCACGCAAUUCGGCAGCACAACUUUUGGUGGCAUCUCACUCCAUUUUCUUGGUCGAUAUUGAAUCUAAAAAGGUUGUGAUGACAUUUCCAGGUCAUGUAUCCCCCGUUUCCGAGUUGCAAAUCAUAACUAAUGAUUAUUUCAUAUCAGGUGCACAGAACGAUAGAUUCUUGAACGUAUAUGACAUUCAUUCCGGUUCGACCAAGUGUGUCCUCGUGGCUGAAUCGGAUAUCAAAGAAUUGUCUCAUUCAGGUCGGGCGGAUUCCAUUGUGGUCACCACUGAAGAUGGUAAUCUAGAAAUUUUCGUUGACCCAUUGAUUUCGAAUGUAACAAAAAAAAGAGGCAACAAGUCCAAAAAAUCUACAAAGAAAAUUCAAAUCGUCAGUAAAGAUGGCAAAAAAGUCCCAAUUUACAAUGCCUUCAUUAAUAAAGACCUGUUGAACGUGUCGUGGCUACAGAAUGCCACAAUGCCUUAUUUCAAGAACUUGCAAUGGAAAGAAUUGUCCAAUGAAUAUACCGUUGAAAUUUCCCUAAGUUCGAAUUUCAAGAAUAAAUCCGCGGACCGUGAUUUACAUGGUAAAGAUCUUGCUUCAGCGACAAAUUAUGUGGAAGGUAAUGCUAGAGUAACUUCUGGAGAUAACUUCAAGCAUGUUAAUGAUGCCAUAAAGAGUUGGGAAAGAGAAUUAACUUCUUUGGAACAGGAACAAGGCAAAACUGCACAGGCAGACGAACUAUUAACAGAAACCUUCGGCGACAAACUAGAAUCGGGCACCAUUGCAAGGCUCAACGGGAAAAAGAACAAUUUGAAGAAUUCCAACCUAAAAACUGCCGCCACAACAGGAACGGUAACAGUCAUUUUGUCACAAGCAUUACAAUCGAACGAUCAUUCGCUAUUGGAAACAGUGCUCAAUAACCGUGAUGAAAGAGUCAUCAGAGACACUAUUUUCCGUCUGAAACCAGCCUUGGCUGUCAUCCUCUUGGAAAGGUUGGCCGAGAGGAUUGCAAGACAAACUCAUCGUCAAGGCCCACUGAACGUUUGGGUCAAGUGGUGCUUGAUCAUACAUGGCGGCUAUUUGGUUUCCAUUCCAAACUUGAUGUCCACCCUGUCCUCACUGCAUUCCACUUUGAAAAGGCGUUCUGAUCUAUUACCAAGACUGCUAGCAAUGGACGCUAGAUUAGAUUGCACCGUAAAUAAGUUCAAGACCUUAAAUUACGAAGCAAAUGACGUAUACUCAUCAGAAACAGUUGUCGAAGAAGAUGAGGACGAUGUCGAAUAUAAUGAAGAAAUCGACGAUGCUGGUCUUAUAGAAGAUGGCGAAGAAUCUUAUGAAAGUGAAGAAGAAAGCGAUAGUGGUCAUGAAGAGGAGGGAAAGUAUAUGUCAUCUAAGCAAGAUGGGCGCGUAGAAGAAGAGCAAGGCGGUCAUGACGAGGAGGAAGCCGGUUACAGUGAUGUUGAAAUGGAAUAG